Messenger RNA from Vanderwaltozyma polyspora DSM 70294, 2121 nucleotides. RefSeq names its product Mdv1p (gene MDV1). NCBI's taxonomy places the organism in Eukaryota, Fungi, Ascomycota, Saccharomycetes, Saccharomycetales, Saccharomycetaceae. The record is from RefSeq and is a predicted model, not a curated record. Gene Ontology annotation, molecular function: protein binding. The transcript has a single exon. The coding region runs from base 1 to 2121 and encodes 706 amino acids.
AUGGAUGAUAAUGAACAGUUCUCGCAAUUGAGAAAUGUUAUCUCUACAACAGCUUCUGCUUUAUUGGGUAUUGAGAAUUUGGAUAAGAGCAUUUUAUCUUCCAAUAGCCGUUAUAAGAAGAUUUUGAGUGAAACAAUUAAGAAUCUAGGAGGUGAUGAUUCUUUAGUUAAAUUGAGGAAAAAUUUUAGUAAUUUGAAAAGGCAGGAAGAGAGUCAUGAUGCUUAUGAAAGGUACAGUGGUGAUGAUUAUUUUAGAAAUCAAUUGACAGAUUCUAGAACUACAUUUAGAGUAUUGACUUAUCUAUCUGAUGAGAUUUUAAAAGCUUCGUUAGAUGAUGAGAAGUCGAACCAUGAUCAAGGACUAUUGGAGUUUACAAAUGAGGAAGAAUCAGGCACCAAAAAUACAUCUUCUCUGUUUCAAGGUUUUGAAGCUUCACUGCCAAUAUUAAAUGAAAGACUGGAAAACAAUGAUAAAAAUAAAUAUAUUAAAAAUUCUGAAGGCAAUGAUCACAACAAUAAUAAUGAUAAUAAUGAUGACAAAAAUGAUAAGCUUUUUGAAUUUACCAAUAAUUAUAUUAGUAGUGUAUCUAUCGAUACAGAAAAAAUAUCACGUUCAUAUUCAAUGAAAUAUCUAAAGACACUUUCAGAAGAUGUAUUAAGAAAACUUAAUUUCACUCUGAUUCAAGAAGAUGUCACUAAGGAAGAAGUCGAAGAUUUGAGUAUUAAGUUAGAAAGAUUAAAAGAAAGGCACCAAAGUGCUUGUAAACGUUUGGAAACGGUAGAACAAGAUGAAUUAUUUUUGGAAAAUGCAUUAUCUUUAAUUAAAGAUAGAAUGAAGUUCAUUCAAGAAUAUGAUCUGGAACUUGAAUCUAAUGAUCCUGAAAUUGAAGAUAUCAAUCAAAAUGAAAAGUCAUAUAACGAAGCCAAAGAAUCUAACGACUUAAAUACUUCACAGCAGAACGUGGAAGAUUUGAAACCAAAUACAUUUGUAAAUAAUGAUAAGGAUGUAACGGUUGCUAAAAGUGAAGCAAUUGUCAGCAAAGUAAAAACCAAAAAUCAGAAAACCAUCAAUCGUCUACAAAGGUUCUAUAAUGAAGAAAAUAGGAAAUCAAGAAAAUUACCUACUACUUUGCUACAAAGUCAUUAUGAACCAGGAACCAAUAUUGCUACGAUAGAAAAGGCCCAUGAGAAUGGUGUUUAUUGUAUGGAUUUUGAUAUGCCUUUUGGAACAUUAUGUACUGCAGGAUAUUUAGAUCACACAGUAAAUGUUUGGGAUUUGACAAGAAAAGUCAAAGUUGCAGAAAUGUCUGGGCAUCUUGCAACCAUUCAAUGUAUGCAAUUGGGCUCACAUUAUAACAUGUUGAUAACAGGUGGUAAAGAUGCAAUGCUAAAGAUAUGGGACAUUAAUUUGGCUACACAACUAUAUCAAGAAGACCAAUCUUCAAUUGAAAGUGAUUAUAAUUCAUGUAUUCAUACAUUUGAUUCUCAUUCUGGCGGUAUUACAGCGCUUUCUUUCGAUUCAGUUCAUUUGGUUAGUGCUUCACAAGAUAAGACAAUUCGUCAAUGGGAUUUGGUAAAUGGUAAAUGUAUACAAACUAUUGAUUUAAGUUCAGUAGUUAAGCAAAAUCAAACAGAUAUCGUAAAUAUUCCGGACUUUUACAGUUCCUCAGAGCCUUUUGUAACAGGAAGUUUACAAUGUUUUGAUGCUGCACUAGCAACAGGUACUAGAGAUGGUUUAGUUCGACUAUGGGAUAUGAGAUCUGGGAAAGUAGUCCGUACGUUUAUGGGUCACACGAAUGCAGUCACCUCCUUAAAAUUCGAUUCUUACAAUUUAAUCUCCGGUUCGUUGGAUAAAAGUAUCAGGACGUGGGAUUUAAGAACUGGUAGUUUAUCUGAUUUAUUCGCUUAUGAUUCUCCAGUAUAUUCUAUCGACUUCGACUCAUCCAAUUUAGUUUCAGCUAUUGGUGAAACUUCAUUCAAAGUUUAUAAUAGGAAAGAUGACAAACAAUGGGAGUGUGUUAAUUCGGCGGAAGAUACUUCCUCGAUUUAUCAUGUGAAAUACAAGAACAAUUAUGCCGUCACUGGUAGCAAUGAUGGGACAAUUAAAGCCUGGGUUGUAUAA